AGUUUGCGCGUGCGAGGAUUUGAGGAUCUGUCCAGGGGGCGUGGUAUAACUGCAGUGACGUCAGAGUCGGAGGUAAACUGGGAGUCGGACAUAUUGCAGUUUUAUAGGAUCCCGAAAAAGAUCAGUGAGGAGGAUGAUCGAGGAUGAUCAGAACCAGGAGCUCCACUGGAGGAACGUUCAGCGUAGUUUUAAGUCGGGGAACCUGAGACUGAGAGGUGUGAUGUGGAAAAAGUAGACCCUCGGCCGACGGUAAAGUGAAAGAGGGAUCAGGGAGAGAGAAGUUCUCUCCGUUUCAGGGUUUUUGGGAAGAAAGGAAUGGAGUUCUACUUGUGUCUGCACGGAAACCUGCGCAGUGAACAGAGAGCACAAAGAGAGAAAGCAGCGCUCAGUGGCCUCCAGGGCAGUGGAUCUGCUCUAAUAAAACAGCUGUGUGAGUGUGUGUGUGUGAGGGAGAGUUAUGACUCUCAGGGUAGAGGUGUUGAUCUGGGGUCUUGUGUGGCUUUCUAUGAUCAGAUGCUCCUCAGGACUGCCUCAGCACUGUGACAACGGCAAGGCAAAGCUGGAGACAGACCUCCCUUCUCAGGAUGAGUUUCUUUGCCAGAAGCCAUGGUCGCAAACAUCACCUGCCCUGCAGCUCCAUGAUAUUUCCACCAAAUAUUCUCUAAAGCCAGCUGAGAGUGUCUGCAUGGAUUUGCACAUAACCUACAGUCACACAAUCCCCAACAGUGGAGCACACAGGCCUGUAGGAGCUCAGAGUGGAGAGUACCUCUAUUGCCCUCCUCAACGCUGGAUAAACAACCUGAAGGAUGGCGCCACAGUGCUCCUGUUUCACCCUUGUGCUUCAGAGAAUGCUCGCAGGAGUCUUGCGGCUGUGGCUCACUCCUGCCUGCCUCACUUCAUCCUCACACCUUAUCCUCAACUCAGCCAACAAAGACCAUUUGCCUUGGUCUCUUGGGGUCACACACUAGAGAUGUCCCACGUCACCACUUCAGGAGUGUGUGAGUGGUUACACACAGUUUCCACCAGCUUUAACCAAACAACAGUAAGCCAAAGCAGAAAUUACAAUCUGUAUUUGACAAAAGCUGCUUCAGUGGACCGUGCACUGGAUAUCUCUGAGAAGUCUCUAAAAGCAUGCUGUGUGGAGGUUCUGUCUGCAUACGAGACAACAGCAAGAACGAGGAAACGCCAAGCAGUCCUGCAGCCUGCAAAAAGAGAAAUAAAUGAAGAAGAAGUAACAAACUCCGGAAAGCCUUCAUCCAACGACUCCGAGAAGAACAUGCUAAAUCAUACCCACACACAGCCACUGAACAAUAGUGAGAGCACAGAUUCACUAUCAACAGGCCUUCAUGGCCAUGUCCUAACCCCUUUCCAUACUGCCAUUCGCUCAGAGGAGCGUGGUGGUGGUGGUGGUGGUGGUGGUGGCGGCGUGGAAACAGAUACAAAGACAACAGCCACACAGUUGCCACUAAAAGAGCCUCUUGGGUACAGCAGGGAUGAGGAAACAGUGGAAAAGAUCCAUGAUUCACAGACUGCAUUGAACUCUUUAAAGAAGAUCAAUACUAUGGCUGUGAGGAAGCAGCGCAUUAAAACUGAUGUAGCCGAGUUGAGUGCAGGUGGAGGCUGUGCAGACCCGGGUCACUGCGGGCCACCUGAUGUGGCCACUGCGGUGAUCGAAGGCCCACUGAGGGGACGCAAGAUGAUUGUCCAGCGUUCUGAUGAGGCAGUGUGGGCUGCAGCAGCUCUGGGCUUCCUCCUGGUCCUGCUCACGCUCUCAGUGCUCCAUACACGCCUGUACCGAAACUGCCGUGCACCAUCCAGUCUGUACUGGCCUGAGAGCCAGCAGGACUAUGAAAGCGUAUCAGACAUCAUUCGCAGGAGGCUGAGGAUGGUGAGCAGGAGGAAGAGAAGAGCAAGCCAGAGCAGGAGGCAGGAGCGUCCUUUGCUCUCUGACUCCAGCAGUGAUAACGAAUGACCCGCAGGAUGGUAGCGAAGGGGUCUGGUCUCUUCCCAUGGGCUAAAACUCAAGUCUGCAUUUCAUAGCACUGUGGUUCCCUAUGUGGAGGACAGGACCUCAUUUACAGGACCUCAAGCAAGGCUUUUUUCACAUCGCUGAGGUCCACAAACAUGGACUUAUACUUACUUUAUUUAAAAUGUUUUGUUUUUGAAGGUACAGUGUUUUGAAAAAGUAUUCACCCCAAUGGUUAUUUCCAUUUUUGCUAUAUUAUACCAGAUUUAAGUGUUUAAGAAGGAUAUGUAGUGCUUCGCUUUAAGAGAUCGUCUACAAAAAUAUAAUUCAUUAUGUCAUCAGAAUGGAUUGUGAAAACUGCUUAUUUACCCCCUCAAUAUUAAUUGUCGUUUUGUAGCAAUUAAUAUUUCUCAGGUUGAGAUUUUACACAUUUUGAUUUUCUUCCAUUCCAGUGCAAAGUUUCAGUUCAAGCAAUUUCAGAUCAAUUUUUAUCCCAUUCCAAAUGUGAAACCUGAUGGAAUUGUUUUUUAACCCUAAGCACAGCAGAGCUAGCUUGAUCUGCCAUUUUAUAACAUUUUUUAAUUAUUUUAAGGACAUCUUAUUAAUUAAUUUCAUUGUGUUAUUGUAGAGUUUUGCUUCAAAAUGAGCAGAACAAAUCCACUAGUAAUGAUUAUCUAAUAUUGUCUGUAUUUACUGGGUUUAUGGAUUUGAGUCCAUCUAUCAUCCUUUCCCAACAUCAUGACCCAUGAACCAGUGUCUGAUUGGUUAAAUCUCCUUAAUCAUCUGUACUUCUGUGCCUAAAUUCGAUGAUGCAAUAUAGCAAAAGGAAAUUAUCACAGGGGGCAACAUAUAUGUAGUUUUGUAAGAUGUGCAAAACAUUUGCAUAAACGCAAGAUAUGAAGAAAAUGAACUGGUAAAAACUUUUAAAUGGCGUUUAUGUUUGUUUAUAAUGCAUUUAAAAGGUUUUAUGCUUUUUGCUCUUGAAAAGAAUUUCAAAAGCAUUUUUUAAAUAUCAGUCUAUUGUUUACAUCGUCCUUGAAAUCAACUUGCAUUUCAAGCUCAGCCCUGAGCAGUUGUAAAUCCAAUGUAUGUUUGGAGGACAUUUAGAGAGGAAGACUCGGGGACAGGGCGGGAUUAUCAGUGUUUGCAAUUUGCUCCAAAAAAAUGUUUGAAUAAAUUACAUGUAAGUUGCUCUAAA
This is a messenger RNA of Silurus meridionalis, 3164 nucleotides long. It is a transcript of the gene tp53i13, whose product is annotated as tumor protein p53 inducible protein 13. The coding region runs from base 458 to 1972 and encodes 504 amino acids. The transcript is spliced from 9 exons. The record is from RefSeq and is a predicted model, not a curated record. Gene Ontology annotation, cellular component: cytoplasm. Lineage: Eukaryota; Metazoa; Chordata; Actinopteri; Siluriformes; Siluridae.